Messenger RNA from Theobroma cacao (cacao), 2194 nucleotides. Its product is annotated as P-loop containing nucleoside triphosphate hydrolases superfamily protein. NCBI's taxonomy places the organism in Eukaryota, Viridiplantae, Streptophyta, Magnoliopsida, Malvales, Malvaceae. The record is from RefSeq and is a predicted model, not a curated record. Gene Ontology annotation, cellular component: cytosol. Gene Ontology annotation, molecular function: nucleic acid binding; RNA helicase activity; ATP binding.
UCCGAUCCAUUACCCGACCCGCUUUUUUCCCCAUCUUCACAAAUCCACGCCGCUUCCUAUCCCCUUCUAAAACCCUAAUCGCUCUUCCCGCUUUCUCCGAAAGCCCUAAUUUUAGAGCCAACGGUUCCCAAUUUCCGAUCGGCGAAGCUAAAAUCCUCCAUCCAAAUGGCUAAAAAUAACAAACAAAAACCUCCUCAAGACCCCAAACCCAACCAAGAAGAAGAAGAGCAAAAACAACAUGAAAAAGACAAGGAAGAAGAAGCAGAAGAGCAAGAAGAGAAAAGCUUCGAAGAAUUAGGCCUCGACCAUCGAUUAAUCCGCGCUCUUCUUAAGAAAGGGGUCGACAAGCCUUUUCCGAUACAACGUGUUGCAAUCCCUCUUGUUCUGCAAGGCAAAGACGUGGUAGCUCAAGCCCGAACAGGUACUGGCAAAACCUUUGCCUAUCUUCUCCCUUUGCUUCACAAGCUGUUCCCUUCGGAUUCCGGUUCCAAGGCUCGGCUUGCUCCAGCCGGGUUCAUUCUCGUCCCUUCACGUGAAUUAUGUCAACAGGUUUAUAAAGAAGCUGUUUCAUUGAUUGAGUUAUGUAGAGUUCAAUUGAAAAUAGUGCAGUUGACUAGCGGCAUGCCAACUUCUGAUUUGCGAGCUGCAUUGGCAGGGCCUCCGGAUGUUUUGGUAACUACACCAAAGUGCAUAAGGGAUUGCUUGUCUGCUGGAUUACUUCAGCUGACUUCCAUCAGUGAAUCACUUGAAACUCUUGUCCUAGAUGAGGCAGAUCUUUUAUUGCAAUUUGGCUUUGGAGAUGAUCUGAAAGCUCUUACACCUGUCAUUCCUAGACGUUGUCAAUGCCUUCUUAUGUCUGCAACCUCAAGCCCUGAUGUUGACCAACUGAAGAAGCUGAUUUUGCACAAUCCAUUUGUUUUGACAUUGUCAGAGGUAGAAGAUGUCAAGGAUGAGGUUAUUUCAAAAAAUGUUCAACAAUUUUGGAUUUCGUGCAGUGCGAGUGACAAGUUACUUUAUAUUCUUGCUCUCCUAAAGUUAGAGUUGGUGCUGAAGAAAGUUUUGAUUUUUACUAAUACUAUUGAUGCUGGUUUCAGAUUGAAACUAUUCUUUGAAAAGUUUGGAAUCAAGUCUGCUAUCUUGAAUGCUGAGUUGCCCCAUAACUCUCGUAUCCAUAUCCUGGAGGAAUUCAAUGCUGGGCUUUUUGAUUAUUUGAUUGCGACUGAUGACAGCCAAACAAAAGAGAAGGAACAAGCCAAUGGGGACAAACAUGUGGCCUCAAGGAAGUCUAGAAAGCAUCUUAAGCCAAAACUAGACUCUGAGUUUGGUGUUGUGAGGGGAAUUGACUUCAAAAAUGUGCACACGGUUAUAAAUUUUGAUAUGCCUUCAAGUGCUUCAGGAUAUGUUCAUCGUAUUGGACGCACUGGAAGAGCAUACAGUGCCGGUGCUUCUGUAUCUCUUGUUUCUCCAGAUGAGAUGGAAAUUUUUGAUGAACUUAAAUCCUUAUUGGGUGAUGAAGAAAAUGAUGACACAAAUAUUAUUGCGCCAUUUUUAUUGUUGACCAAGGAUGCGGUGGAGUCUUUACGAUAUAGGGCUGAGGAUGUGGCAAGGAGUGUGACAAGAAUUGCUGUUAGAGAAUCACGAGCUCAGGAUUUAAGGAAUGAAAUUCUCAACUCCGAAAAGUUGAAGGCUCAUUUUGAAGUAAAUCCAAGAGACCUAGAUUUAUUGAAACAUGACAAGGUUCUGAGCAAGGACCCCCCUGCUCCUCAUCUUCGUGAUGUGCCUGACUAUCUAUUAGACCAAAAGACACGUGAUGCCAGCAAAAUGGUCAAGCUUGCUAGAGCUGCAAUGGGAGAUAAUAAAUCUGCUCGUCGCCAGGGAUCCAAGAGAAAAUUCAGAAAAAGCAGAGAUCCUCUCAAGACUUUCUCUGCUGAGGCACCCAAGAGAGGUCGCAAAGAUGGGAUGAAGGGUGAGGGAAAAGGCACCGAUUUUACCCAUCACCGCAAAAAGCAAAAAUCUGUCUGAAUUAGCUGCAAGCCUUCUGUUGACGGUGAAGCUAUGUGUGACAAUGUCUGCUCAUUGCUGCAGGCGAAAAUUUUGUUGUUUAUUUAAUAGAAAAAAAAAUUACUGUAUGUUUUAUUACAUGAUGGAUGGAUCAAUUUUAAAAGAGUGCAGAAAUGCAACAUGGAUAAGGAGA